Messenger RNA from Neoarthrinium moseri, 834 nucleotides. RefSeq lists its product as uncharacterized. Gene Ontology annotation, biological process: fatty acid beta-oxidation. The transcript has 2 exons. The coding region runs from base 1 to 834 and encodes 277 amino acids. Gene Ontology annotation, molecular function: enoyl-CoA hydratase activity. Lineage: Eukaryota; Fungi; Ascomycota; Sordariomycetes; Amphisphaeriales; Apiosporaceae. The record is from RefSeq and is a predicted model, not a curated record. Gene Ontology annotation, cellular component: mitochondrion.
AUGGCCCCAGAUUUCAAAACACCACCACCUCCGACCUCAGUCGUGACAAUUGAGUUUCCCGAAAAGCAUGUACUUCUCGUUACCAUAAAUCGCGAGCGUGCGAUGAAUGCCAUUCCCAUGGCCGGCCACUGGGAGGGUGAGGCGUUGUGGAGGUGGUUCGACAACGAGCCAAGCUUGCGAGUUGCGGUCGUGACUGGCAAGGGCCAGAAGUCCUUCUCAGCUGGUGCAGACCUCAUCGAGCAGAAUGACCGCAAGAAGUCGGCCAACGCCAAAGUCCCGCAACACAUGCCUCCCGGGGGCUUCCUGGGACUUAGUCGACGCCGCGGGCUGAAGCCAGUCAUCGCGGCCGUGAAUGGAUUCGCCCUUGGAGGAGGCUUUGAAAUCGCGCUCAACUGUGAUCUGGUCCUGGCUUCGCCAACCGCGAAAUUUGGCCUGACCGAGGUGAAACGGGGUUUAUAUGCGGCUGCGGGAGGCUUACCCCGAGUUGUCAAGACAUUUGGGAUGCAACUGGCUGCAGAGAUCGCCUUGACGGGACGUAUGCUUACCGCGCAAGAGCUCCAGCAGUACGGGUUCCUACGGGUAUCGGAAUCCCAAGAAUCGGUCGUGGGAGAUGGUCUGAAACUCGCCAAGGAGAUCGCCUCGCAAUCGCCCGACGCCGUCAUCGUCAGCCGAGCUGGGCUUCGCGACGCUUGGGAGAAUGCGAGUGUCGAGAGAUCUGCCCAGCUGACCGAGGAACGGUGGUCUCAGAAGUUGUUUGAAGGAGAGAACUUUCGCAUCGGGGUGGAGGCAUUUACAAACAAGAAGCAACCCGCCUGGGUGCCGUCCAAGUUGUAG